Molecule: messenger RNA, 3427 nt
Organism: Scatophagus argus
Lineage: Eukaryota; Metazoa; Chordata; Actinopteri; Scatophagidae
Gene: kpna5
Product: karyopherin alpha 5 (importin alpha 6)
Exons: 14
Coding region: 160-1779 (539 amino acids)
Biological process (GO): NLS-bearing protein import into nucleus
Cellular component (GO): cytoplasm; nucleus; nucleoplasm
Molecular function (GO): nuclear import signal receptor activity; protein binding
Source: RefSeq, a predicted model, not a curated record
GAUCGGAGACGGAAGUGGCGUGAGGCGUUGUUGACGCUAGGGCUUUCCUCGGAAGACCAAUAGGACGCCAUUUUAUUUGAAAGUCAGAUCGAGCAUUAACGAUUGUAGCUAGUUGCUGAAUAGUCGUACCAAUUUUCAGGUAUGCUACACUAGAUCUUCAUGGACACAAUGGCGAGUCCAGGGAAAGACAACUACAGGAUGAAGAGCUAUAAAAACAAAGCGUUGAAUCCUCAGGAGAUGCGCCGAAGGAGAGAGGAGGAAGGAAUCCAGCUACGCAAACAGAAGAGAGAGGAGCAGCUGUUCAAGAGGAGAAAUGUAUUUGUCCCUUCAAAUGAUGAAUCAGUGCUGGAAUGCCCCAUCCAGGACCCAGACAUCAGCUCCACAGUACCUGCUGCAGGUGAUGGGGUCAUAACUUUAGAGAUGACCCAGAUGAUCUUUUCUCAAGACCCAGACCAUCAGCUGAUUGCUACACAGAAAUUUAGGAAAUUACUCUCCAAAGAGCCAAACCCACCCAUAGAUGAGGUCAUUUCCACUCCUGGUGUUGUUAAUCGUUUUGUGGAGUUCCUGAAGAGGAAUGAAAACUGUUCACUGCAGUUUGAGGCCGCCUGGGCACUAACCAACAUCGCCUCAGGUACCUUCCUGCACACCAAGGUGGUAAUUGAAACAGGAGCUGUUCCCAUUUUCAUUGAGCUGCUGAACUCUGAGUAUGAGGAUGUCCAGGAGCAGGCAGUGUGGGCUUUGGGGAACAUAGCAGGGGAUAAUGCUGAGUGCAGAGACUAUGUGCUCAACUGUGGCAUCCUGCCAUCUCUACAACAGUUACUUGCUAAGUCCAGCCGCCUCACAACAACCCGCAAUGCAGUAUGGGCUCUGUCCAACCUCUGCCGAGGGAAGAACCCACCACCUGAUUUUUCCAAGGUUUCUCCUUGUCUCAGCGUGCUGUCCAGGCUUCUGUUCAGCAGUGAUCCCGAUGCUCUGGCAGAUGCCUGCUGGGCUCUGUCCUACCUUUCUGAUGGCCCCAAUGAGAAGAUCCAGACGGUUAUUGACUCUGGUGUCUGCCGCAGACUAGUGGAGCUGCUCAUGCACAGUGACUAUAAAGUUGUUUCUCCUGCUUUACGCGCAGUGGGCAACAUUGUAACAGGAGAUGACAUCCAGACUCAGGUAAUCUUGAACUGUUCAGCUCUACCAUGUUUACUCCACCUCCUCAGCAGUCCGAAAGAGUCCAUCAAGAAAGAGGCAUGCUGGACUGUGUCCAACAUCACAGCAGGAAACAGAGCUCAAAUUCAGAAUGUGAUUGAUGCCAACAUCUUCCCAGUUCUUAUUGAGAUUCUUCAGAAGGCCGAGUUCCGUACGAGAAAGGAGGCAGCGUGGGCUAUUACUAAUGCCACCUCUGGGGGCACUCCUGCACAGAUAAGGUAUCUGGUGUCUCUGAAUACCAUCAAACCCAUGUGUGAUCUGCUGACAGUGAUGGACUCAAAGAUUGUGCAGGUGUCUUUGAAUGGUCUGGAGAACAUUCUCAGACUGGGAGAACAGGAAGCCAAACAGAACGGAACAGGCAUUAACCCAUACUGUGCCCUCAUUGAAGAGGCUUACGGCCUGGACAAGAUUGAGUUCCUGCAGAGCCACGAGAACCAGGAGAUCUACCAGAAGGCCUUUGAUCUGAUCGAACACUACUUUGGUGUAGAGGAGGAGGAUCCCAGCUUGGCUCCACAGGUGGACCAGAGUCAAGGCCAGUUCAUCUUCCAGCAACAGGAAGGACCCAUGGAGGGUUUCCAGCUUUAACCCCACCCCUGAUCUGUAACCCUCUGGCAGAGACAGCAGCCUUCUGGCCUGUGAACUCUUCUGGGACCUAACCUCAUGUCUCCUAGGCCAGCUCCACUAGCUUCUUUCAGUUUCUACAGUGUGCUCUGAACAGCAUCUACUCUGGAGAGAGAUGGACAGAGAUAUGUGAACAUGGAGAGGAUAAGUAAGAACACAUUUGAGACUAUGGGAACCUGAAGGGCUCAGUUUUCAUCCUAAUGUUUCUUAAUGAAUGAAUUCUUUUUUUCUUAAGUAAUGCAGUAUGAUAUUCUUUCCUACAUUUUUUAUCAUUCUCAUUGAUUUUAAUAAUAUUUUUGUUACAAUUGGAAACUCAGCAUCAGUAUCCCAUUUUCAAUGUGGAACUACCUCUUCAGUUUUCAGAAAGAAACUCAAUGAAAGUAAGUUAGGAAAGAAAAGCCCUGAAUGAACAAAGGAAGCAUCAGACUGAUUAUUUUCUUUUGUUAUGGCUAGAAUCCAAUUUUGAAUCAAAUCCUUGGUUUUCAGACCUGGGAUGCAGUGACUGAUCUGUCAGAAGGCAGAUAGUGGAUUUGUACAUCCUGGAGUUGCCAUGCUUAAUGUCUGAAGCAGCUGUGCAUGCUUCUCUGGGCUCUUUGUCUUUCGUCUCGAACACCUGGAGACUCUGGUUCUUUUAAUUUUUUUGUCUUGUGAGGGCUGUGGCAGAGAUCCUCUUUCUCUUCUCCUCUCCUCCCUCAGCCCUGAUUGAAGAACACUGCUUCCUGGAUUAUGUAACUGGCCAACUGGCCCAAAUUAGUUUGAAAUUUGUCUUUGCUGCUUAUUUUAAAUGUUUUGCAUUUCAGCAUUAUCAGGGCAAGGCAGGUGCUGUCUAUGCCACAUGGUGUACUGUCUGCAACAAUCUUGCUAGUUAAUUGAGAUUUUUGUUCUGUUCACUCUGAACUAGCAAAUUAUAUCUUAAAUUAUUUUUUUUCUGCCUGCAAUCAUUUUCUUGAUGUGAUAGUUUUAGUCAACUGCAGUUGGGAUUUGUAUAUUAUAUAUACAUUUAAGAAAGUAUUUUAAGGUAUUUAAGUGGCUGUGGGACAGUGUGAUAUUCAGUGAUAGUUUGGGACUGAUAUGCAGUUGUAGUAUUUCCAGUCCAUCACUACUUCUCCUUUAUUCAACCUGGACAAUUUGCUUUUAUUUGGAGGACAUUUGAUUUUUUUUUUUUAUGAUUUGAUUCAUUUUUAACCCUAUGCUACCCCUGACCCAUGAAAAGACAGUAAUUGGUGGAGAACCAAACCUGAAAUCAAUCAAUAUUAACGUGAAAUCAACAGUAUUUGUAAUGCUGAAAUUACAUGAAGCACAGUCAGUCAUGUGUACUCUCUAUAUUUCUGUUUUGUAUAAUUUUGUGUCAUUUUUUAGGUUUUAGGUUUUUGUUUUAUCCUGUUUUAGGAAUGACAUUGCUGUGUUCAUGUGGCUCUCAGUAAACUGCGAGUUAGAACUCCAACAGCUUGUGAACAAGAGUGAAUCACUGUAUGAAGCCAUAGUCAAGUUACUCUCACUGACUGAGUGACAGGUCAGGCUCUCUGGAAUGAUACCUGACUCUUCUUUGUAGGGAUGUGCACUUUUAUUGUGUGACUGUAAUUAAUAAAUUUAUCUUUUGGAUCAAACCAUA